AUGCUGCCCCCGAGGGUGAUCGAGGUCCGAUCAGGCGAUCAGAGCUCGCACUCGCAGAAAUGGCGAGUCGCCCUCACGGAAGACGCGUUCGAUCGCUUCGUUGCUUGCGGUGGGGACACUUCUAGAAAGGUGUUUGGUGAAGGGUCUCUCUUCAACCUGCUACUGUUCGGGAAGUUCUUUGACCCUGCCGAUACGUUCCCGUUGUGGGAGUUUGAGGCGGAGACAUUGCUCUCUGGCCCUGGGAACACCUCCAAGACCGCCGUUGAUCGGUCUGAAACAGAGUCAGAGUAUGCUCUGAGAGCGGAGUUACCAGUUGGUGAAAGGAAAUGUGACAGGAAAUGUGACGUAGAAAUAUGUGGUGUGAAGGAGAAGGUGGUGGAGAUCAGUGGCUUGUGGGGUGGGUGA
Molecule: messenger RNA, 405 nt
Organism: Musa acuminata AAA Group (dessert banana)
Lineage: Eukaryota; Viridiplantae; Streptophyta; Magnoliopsida; Zingiberales; Musaceae
Product: 22.3 kDa class VI heat shock protein-like
Exons: 2
Coding region: 1-405 (134 amino acids)
Source: RefSeq, a predicted model, not a curated record